AUGGAGCCUUCAUUGAAAAAUUUACUGUCAUAUGCGUUAACCUACUUUUCUUUAUUGUUUAAUGGGCCUAAAAUACGACGUGAGUCACUAUUAUACUUUGAUUAUUUUUGUAUACGCAAAAAAUUUUCAAAAAAUAAAUGUAACUUCAUUUCUAGCGUUUCAUUAUCAACUUUUGGUACCAGAAUCAUGUGAAUUAUUAAAUACGGAUCCGUUCUUAGAUAGGUUUGAAAAAACAACUAUAAUAAUGAACGUGACCAUGUACCCUGACACGUUAAAGAAAGACACAGACGCACCAGAUCAAAUGCCUGAAAAGUUAAGGAAGUUGUUUGAAGAAGAGGUUUUAAUGUGGAAAGAAAAAGUCGGCAACAAAAGUAACUUGGUGUUUUUGCCAAUCAUUACGGUCAACAAAACAAAAUACGAUACUGAAAAGGUAUGUUAUAAUUAAACGCCAAAUUUGUGUAAUCUAUAAAUAAACUUUUUGUAAAUGAAACUUCUGUUACAACAUAAAGUUUUUUUGUUAGUUGCUACAACGUCUUCGUUCCGACUACAACACAGCUAAAGCGUUCGUGCGGCAAUUUUUAAGAGAGUCCAGAAAGCAUGAAAUCGACGUGUCGAAUGUCAUCAUUUCAAUAUAUGGACAUAACAAACGUUGCGGAGAAAAAGGAGUCGAAUCUUGUCGACAACGUGAAAUUAUGACUCGAAAAAUGUUUAAUGAUUUGGAACUUAAAACAAAACGCGACAACGAAACAUUGGCUUUUGUUGCAGACCAAACGUGGAAUGAUUUAAAUUUGCGAACGUUAAUUCAUCUUGACAGUGGCGACAAUUACACAUUUUGA
This is a messenger RNA of Bursaphelenchus okinawaensis, 836 nucleotides long. NCBI's taxonomy places the organism in Eukaryota, Metazoa, Nematoda, Chromadorea, Rhabditida, Aphelenchoididae. The record is from the annotation of a GenBank genome assembly.